Vanessa atalanta (red admiral) is the source of this 1247-nucleotide messenger RNA. RefSeq lists its product as uncharacterized. The record is from RefSeq and is a predicted model, not a curated record. NCBI's taxonomy places the organism in Eukaryota, Metazoa, Arthropoda, Insecta, Lepidoptera, Nymphalidae. The transcript has 7 exons. The coding region runs from base 285 to 1145 and encodes 286 amino acids.
CGUAAUCAUAAUUUUUUCAUUAUUUUGCUCUACUUACCUACUUAUCCCAGAGCUUCACCAGUCCCUAAAGUAAGGUCGCAAUAAAACCAGAAUAUCAUUCUAAUGUUCUAACGAGAAUACUCUAUCAGAUGAAGAUGAAACACAAAAUCUAUCGUCGGAUAUCCCAUGAAGUCAAAUUAUAAGUAUCAUCCGUGCUUGAAAAGCAAAAUUUGCUUCUUCUAAUAUGUUUUUUCUAUAUUACUUGUAUUUGGUUGUUAGGGAAUAAUUUCUAAGCUUCAAAGUUAAUGAAGAGGGUUAUAAUAUCAGACGCCAUUUACUAUUUGUGUGACGUAUGGUUUGAAGAGAUAAAACCGUACUUGGUGCGUAACAACAUCAAGGUGCACGGCGAUGUCGGCGGAGGAGAUCUAAAACGUUCAUCUGCUUCACCAGAUUGCACUCACACCGAUCCAGGUAGAUUUAAUCAUCAUCGGCGACGGAAUGCAAGUUAUGUAGACUCCUCUUCAAUGCGGCUAACAGCAUCGAAAGUGCCGUAUCCCAAGCGUCCAAUGCAACCGCUCCCUGUUGUGCUUACAGAGAACCAAUCACUACCGAUUCAAGGAUAUAACUGGGAAAAAGAGACAGUACGAAAACCGCGCAAACGGCGAAAGUGCCAAGUGCAAACACAACCUAGACCACUCAUACCACGCCUCUGCCGUACCUGGCAACAAUGUACAGAAGCAACUUGCCCUACUAUAGAACCUGUGAUAAAAAUACCUAUACAUUCGAAGAAUAAGCAGUUUUUGCAAUCAAAUAUUUAUCAGAAACCAAAGAAGAUUCCAACCAUGGAUGCGUCAACGCAAACUGAUGUGCCUUUGAAAUAUACAAGUAACUAUAAAGAAACAACAAAAAACCCUACGUCUUUGAAGACUACGCGAUGUCCUUCAAAUACGACUUUUUUAAUUCCAAAUAAUAAACAUGUCAAUGAAGGCCCUUUGUUUAAAGAUGAUCUUAUUGACAUAAUAGCUGAAAGGCAUGAUAAAAUACUCAAGGUAUUGUAUACAAGUCCAAGAAGACAAGAAAAGCCUUCUGUCAUGAAUUUAUUUUCGCCGUCUGAAAAUCGCCGCAAGAAAAUUCGCAAGCAGCAAAGAAUACCCCCGUGGAAAUAAUGUCUUGAAAGACUUACUGAUAAAUAUAAUAAUUUAUAUUGGUGCAAAUAUCUGUGUGUUUGUCAUAGUUCAUAUACAUAAAUAGAUAAAUGACAAAUAAUC